Molecule: messenger RNA, 1001 nt
Organism: Dermatophagoides farinae (American house dust mite)
Lineage: Eukaryota; Metazoa; Arthropoda; Arachnida; Sarcoptiformes; Pyroglyphidae
Gene: CNPYb
Product: FGF signaling regulator protein canopy b
Source: RefSeq, a predicted model, not a curated record
UUGUGGUUGUUGUUUCCUUGUUGUAAAUAGAAUCCCAUUUGAGUUUGUCUUGUUAUUAUAUUAUAUUAUUACUAAUAAAGAAUAAAGUUUUCUUUCUUUUCCAAAGUUGUGUGUUUGUGUUUGUUUUCUCUCAAUUUGAAUCAGAAAUUUCACGGAAAUAUUGGCUUGGUAAAUUUUCCAUGCAAUCUUUGUGAUUGUUACAAUUUUGUGUGUGUGUGUGUGUGUGUACACUUUUUGAUACAUUGAAUUUCGAAUUUUUUUUCACAGCAGCCAAGUUCGAUCUCGAGAUGUUGUGCUGCACAUCUCUUUUGAUGUUGCUGUUUUUUGUACCAGCAUUAUUGAUAAGCGCAUCAUCAGUGGAAGAGGAACAUUAUGGCGUUCGAUAUGCAACAGCUUGUGAAGUGUGCAAGAUUCUCGCAUUAGAGUUGGAGAAUCGAUUUCAUGAUACGGCCAAGUCACACGAUGUGAUUGAGACUGGAUACACGUUCGACAGUGACCAACGUGCCAAAAAACAAUACAAAGCCUCCGAACUUCGAUUGAUUGAAUCCAUGGACGGAAUAUGUGACGUGAUGUUGGAAUACAACAUUCACAAGGAACGAAAGGACAGCAAUCGAUUCGCAAAAGGAAUGAGUACGACGUUCCAGACACUUCAUGGUCUGGUGGACAAGGGUGUCAAAGUGGAUCUGGGCAUUCCAUACGAUCUUUGGGACAAACCAUCGGCCGAAAUAACGAAUCUGAAAACGCAAUGCGAAGACAUGAUGGAAAAACACGAAGCCGACAUUGAACAGUGGUACUAUCAUCAUCAACAACAACAGUCGUUGAUUCAAUAUCUGUGCCAGGAUCGAGUGUUGCCAAACGACAAUCAUCAUGGUGAUACAGCCGCUUGUCUGACCGAAACAACACUGCCAUCGAAAGAGGAACUGUAGUAGUAGCUGAGUGGAUUAUAUUAUGCAUUUUAUUGUCAUUGCUGUUGAUAUUUGAUAAAGAUAAGCAGAAAUGAA